GGCCCUGAUUGGGGAAUAAAGGCCCCGCCAGCCUCCUUCCCACCUCUGCUGGUGAAAGGAGCGUCUGGGUCAGGGUUUGGAUCAUGUCCCGGCUGGUGGAAUGUGUCCCCAACUUCUCAGAGGGGAACAAUCAGGAGGUGAUUGACGCCAUCGCUCGAGCGGUGGCGCAGACCCCAGGCUGCACGCUGCUGGACGUGGACGCCGGCCCCUCCACCAACCGCACCGUCUACACCUUUGUGGGGCGCCCUGAGGACGUGGUGGAGGGGGCCCUGAAUGCCGCCCGCGCUGCCCACCAGCUCAUCGACAUGAGCCGACACAGAGGGGAGCACCCCCGGAUGGGCGCCCUGGACGUGUGCCCCUUCAUCCCGGUGAGGGGUGUCACCAUGGACGAGUGUGUGCUGUGUGCCCAGGCCUUUGGCCAGCAGCUGGCAGAGGAGCUGGGUGUGCCAGUGUACCUCUACGGCGAGGCCGCGCGGACGACCAGCCGCCAGUCCCUGCCGGCCAUCCGGGCCGGGGAGUACGAGGCCCUCCCUGAGAAGCUCAAGCAGGCCGAGUGGGCACCCGACUUCGGGCCCAGCUCCUUCGUUCCUAGCUGGGGGGCCACCGCCACAGGGGCGCGGAAGUUCCUCCUGGCGUUCAACAUCAACCUGCUCAGCACCAAGGAGCAGGCGCACCGCAUUGCCCUCAAUCUCCGUGAGCAGGGUCGUGGGAAGGACCAGCCAGGACGCCUGAGCAAGGUGCAGGGCAUCGGCUGGUACCUGGAUGAGAAGAAUUUGGCUCAGGUGUCCAUGAACCUCCUGGACUUUGAGGUCACAGGGCUGCACACCGUCUUCGAGGAGACCUGCAGAGAAGCCCAGGAGCUGAGCCUCCCGGUGGUGGGCUCGCAGCUGGUGGGCCUGGUGCCUCUGAAGGCUCUGCUGGACGCGGCCGCCUUCUACUGCGAGCAGGAGAACCUGUUCCUCCUGGAGGAGGAGCAUCGGCUCAGGCUGGUGGUGAACCGGCUGGGCCUGGACUCCCUGUCCCCCUUCAACCCCAAGGAGCGGAUCAUCGAGUACCUGGUCCCCCAGGACGGGCCUGAGCAACGCCUGGUGGACCAGCCCCUGCGUGCUUUCAUCCGGGCCGUGGGUGCCCGCUCAGCAGCCCCGGGGGGCGGCUCCGUGGCAGCAGCCAGUGCAGCCAUGGGCGCCGCCCUGGCCUCCAUGGCCGGCCUGAUGACCUAUGGGCGGCGCCAGUUCGAGCAUCUGGACGUGACCAUGCGCCGCCUGAUCCCGCCCUUCCACGCCGCCGUGGCUGAGCUGACUGCGAUGGUGGACGCCGACGCCCGGGCCUUCGAGGCCUACCUGAAAGCGACAAAGCUGCCCAAGAACACACCUGAGGACAAGGACAGACGUGAGGCCGCUCUGCAGGAGGGGCUGAGGCAGGCAGUGGCUGUGCCCUUGGCGCUGGCAGAGACGGUGGCUUCGCUGUGGCCGAUAUUGCGAGAGCUGGCCUUGUGCGUGAACCUGGCCUGCAGGUCAGAUCUGCAGGUGGCAGCCAAGGCCCUGGAGACAGCUGUGUUUGGUGCAUAUUUCAAUGUGCUCAUCAACCUGAAGGAUGUCACUGAUGACGCGUUUAAGGACCAGGUCCGCCAGCGUAUCUCCAGUCUCCUGCAAGAUGCCCAGACACAGGCAGCACUGGUGCUGGACCGGCUGGAGGCCCGGCAGGAGUGAUGGCUGAGCGGGGAAUCGACCGACUCCACUCCCCCUUGCAGCUGCUCCGGACACAUCCUGGGGGGGAUAUGAGGGGCAAGGAUAGGGGGCUGUGAGGAGUGGGCAUGGCUGGGGUUGGCAGUGCCAGUAAAGUGAUGACACACUGGUG
Capra hircus (goat) is the source of this 1857-nucleotide messenger RNA. RefSeq names its product formimidoyltransferase cyclodeaminase (gene FTCD). The coding region runs from base 84 to 1709 and encodes 541 amino acids. The record is from RefSeq and is a predicted model, not a curated record. NCBI's taxonomy places the organism in Eukaryota, Metazoa, Chordata, Mammalia, Artiodactyla, Bovidae. The transcript is spliced from 14 exons. Gene Ontology annotation, molecular function: transferase activity; folic acid binding.